Molecule: messenger RNA, 4794 nt
Organism: Eleginops maclovinus (Patagonian blennie)
Lineage: Eukaryota; Metazoa; Chordata; Actinopteri; Perciformes; Eleginopidae
Gene: zdhhc9
Product: zinc finger DHHC-type palmitoyltransferase 9
Exons: 9
Coding region: 641-1792 (383 amino acids)
Biological process (GO): peptidyl-L-cysteine S-palmitoylation; protein targeting to membrane
Cellular component (GO): Golgi apparatus; endoplasmic reticulum
Molecular function (GO): protein-cysteine S-palmitoyltransferase activity
Source: RefSeq, a predicted model, not a curated record
GCUGGCAUCCUGCAGGAGGAAAAAGAAUCAAACAGCUUUACAUGUUUUCCUCCAUACUGGCGGCUAUUUCCUAAUUGUGAAGGAUUUCUAUUUAUUUUUAAUACAUGAAGGCAUACUGACCACGUCCACCAACAGGGUCACAGUGUAAUGUCAGGGAACGCCUUUUAUGAUUUGUCGAGAUGAUAUGAAUGUCACUCGGUCAAGAUCCUGAUUCAACAGCCCCUGCUGGAUUUUCUUGCUCCUUGUUGGAAACAUCUGCUGCAAGCAUUUGGAUUAAUUUCUAAUUAAUGUGUUAUUUUUUAAUUAAUAUUGUCCGGUGGGAGGAUUGGAAUUGUCGGUGCAGCGUAGGAGCCUCAGUGGGGGAAUGACAUGCUGCAGUAAAGACUGGAAAUAAGAAUGGAUAUGAAAACAAUGAAGAUGUGACUGCGAAAAACGAAAAGAAGAUGCUUUUCAAUCAUCACCUUGUGCUGCAAUCUUUAAUAUUACCCAGAGAGUCGUUUGGGGUAUUUUUUCCUGAUUGGACUGUGUCACAUUGACUGAGCAAUAUUUGUAAGAGCUAUCAGGUUCAUAUCUGAACCGUUUUACAGUAGAACAGCUGACAUUAACCUAAAGAAGGACAGAGAUCUGAAGAAAGGGCACCAUGUCGGCGGUGAUGAUCACACGCAAGGUGCGAAAAUGGGAGAAGCUCCCGGGGAAAAACACUUUCUGCUGCGACGGCAGGGUGAUGAUGGCCCGGCAGAAGGGAGUCUUCUACCUGACCCUCUUCCUCAUCGUCGGGACCUGCUCCCUCUUCUUCGCCUUUGAAUGUCCGUACCUGGCAGUCCAUCUGUCUCCUACCGUCCCAGUUUUCGCCAUCGUGCUCUUCUUCUUCGUCAUCGCAAUGUUGCUGAGGACGAGCUUCAGUGACCCCGGGGUGCUGCCUCGAGCGCUGCCAGAGGAAGCCACAUUCAUUGAGAUGGAGAUAGAGGCUGCUAAUGGGAAUGUCCCUGCAGGGCAGCGACCCCCGCCUCGAAUCCGCAAUGUUCAGAUCAAUAACCAGAUCGUGAAGCUCAAGUACUGCUACACCUGCAAGAUCUUCAGACCACCUCGAGCUUCUCACUGCAGCAUCUGUGACAACUGCGUCGACCGUUUUGAUCACCACUGUCCAUGGGUAGGCAACUGUGUUGGCAAGAGGAACUACCGAUACUUCUACAUGUUCACCCUGUCGCUCUCCCUGCUCACCAUUUACAUCUUCACCUUCGACAUCGUCCACGUGGUGAUGCGUUCAGUGGAUAAUGGCUUUUUGAACACUUUGAAGGAAACGCCUGGGACUGUGCUGGAGGUGUUGGUGUGUUUCUUCACCCUGUGGUCGGUGGUGGGACUGACGGGCUUCCACACCUACCUGAUCUCCCUCAACCAGACCACCAAUGAGGAUAUUAAAGGAUCCUGGUCGGGGAAGAACCGAGUCCAGAACCCGUACAGCCACAAGAACUGCUUCAAGAACUGCUUUGAGGUUCUCUGCGGGCCGACAUACCCGAGCGUCUUGGACAGAAGAGGAGUGAUGCAGGAGGGUUCGCCUGUUUCUGCUGCGUCUGCUGUACCCCCCUCAUCCAGCAGCAACCCAGUGUCACAAACCACGAAAACCACUGCUCCUCUCAUCCCCAACGAACACACACCUGAUGAUGCCAAACCGAGCAUCGCCGACUCCGCAGAGAAGAACUCCUCCCCCAGAGAGGAAACUCCGAUGGCCCCACCCCUGGCUUCACCCGAGCCUGAUGCAGAAGUAGCCGUCGCCAAGGACCCGGUCCAUUAGCUGCAUGAGGGGGCGGCUCUGAUCGCAGCCGGGAUCCUGGCUGGUCAGGAACUGAAACAUUAACUAUCUACGCGUGAUGACUGUGCGGAUGACUCAGUUAUCCUCGGACGCCCGCCCCACAUUCCUCCAGGAGAGCAGAGUAUCUGCAGUAGCUCCUCCUCUCCUCCCCCUCUCCUCACCCGCAGAUUGACAGUGCAGGAGGGGGAUUGAUUUAAGGUAAAGUCAGCAGCUUCCUCUGUCUCCUGCACACUGCAUGGAAAAGACACGCAGGGGGAGAAGCUGCAGGAAGAACUGCAGAGAGAAAUAAGAAAUUCUCCAAGCGACAUCCCAGAGGGUCACCUGUGGAAUUAUCAAUACUGCUUCUUUUCUUUAUUUAAAAUAUUGCGUAAUGACAUUUAUUGUGAGAGGCCAGUUCAAAUAUAUUCCUUGCAAGUGUCUGGCAAAGACGAUAUUACUUCUGGACAUGUAUAAAACUCCAUGUAUCUGUUGUGUGCACAUUACAUGCCCUAUGCAAACAUACAGAGGCUGGACGUGCAGCUUUUCCAUGAGAAGGGUUAACAGCAGGAAGUAUGUCCAGGCAGCGGGAAGACGAGCCGAUCCUUAGCUGACAAAUUAAAGGCUCCUUCCAGGCAAGUCAACUCUACCUUGUUUAAUGAUAUUGCUGCUUUCAGUACUGUUAUUACUUACAUGCAUUACUUUUUUUUAAGAGAUCGAGACCAACGCCUGUCCUUCCAUUUUUAUAUAUCCAGGAUGUAGUGUGACAUCGGUGCUCUGAAGUUGCUUCACGUAAAGUCUUUUAUCCAGGAGACGCUCAGUCCCACUGUGUGUGAGAGGAAAGGUCUGACUUCUGAUGAUAGUAGACACUAGUAGUAACAGUGCCUUAUCAUAACCAUUGCACCAACGAGUGCAACUGAAGUCGACCAACAGAGAAGAUCCAUUCAUGCCACUGAUGCAGUGUCAAAUGAGAUGCCAAUGUUUAUUCUACAAUAUGUUCAGUGGUUCCCAACCUGGAGGGUGCAAGAUCUAAACAUCUAAGGAGCCAUACAGUGAGGAAUUAGUGGGAUUAAGGAAUAAUUUGACAAUUUUGGAAGAAGUUUUUCCUGUGGAGUUAGAUAAAAUAAUUGAUAUCACUACCACGUAUGUACAGUAAAUAUGAAGCUACAGCAAGUAGACAGUUAGCUUAGCUUAGCAACAAGAAUGGAAACAAAUGGAAACAUCUAGCUUGACUGUUCAAAGGUGGAAUAUGAAAUUUAACACCCACUUUGACUGACUUUGUCCUCGCUAUGACAAUUUUCGCACACAAGUGAUGACAGUUUGAAAAGGCAUGGAUAUAAAUAGAUUUUCUGUUUUUCCCUGGAAAACGACAAGAAAAAAAUCCUAGAAGGAAGAUCUAUGCUAUGAGGCCAAAAAGGUUUGGAACCACUGAAUUUGACAUUGUGAAGCUAAGACUAAGUGAAGCCAUUGUUGAAUUGUACAUAUUUCUUCAAGGUAAAGAUGUCAGCUGAUUGGAGAGGAGGCGAGUUUAAAGCAAGGUUGUUUUAUUAGCAUUUAAGUGCAGCUGGUGUUAAUCCCGCUGCCUUUGAGCCCCCCUCCUCCUGCUGAUCUUCCUCCGAGUUAUCUCUCUUCCUGUUACUACAUAUUUAACACUUCUCCUUCUCCUCGCCUCCCGCUGUGACAGAGCGCCCGAGGCCGAGCUCGCCUCCACUGCAGCCGUCUGUGGCCGCAUCAUUAAGCAUAAAAAGCCGAGGUAAAGGCGUCCGUUCUUUUCACACUUCUGUGUAUUUCAGACUUUAAAAUGGCUACAGAGUUUGUUUGUUUUGGUCACAGAUUGCUCGAGGGGACAGCAUCCACACCCAGGAAAGAGGAAGAGUUAUUCUUAGUGUUUAAAUGAUGUUAGCUGAUAGCGAGGGUUUGUAAUAGGUAUUGUGUUGUAUGCAAGACAGAGCUAGUGUUUGUGAAAUAUAUCCGUGUAGAAGUUCUAGUUUGUCAACAGCAUUGUAUCAGAAAUCUGCCUGAGAUUAUUUAUUAUUGAGACUCUAGGCACAAUUUCUCCUUAAGAUCUCAAAAAUCUGCCAAACAAAGUGUGGAAUCGUUUGGUUAUUUAUAUUGUACCAUGAUCAUGGAGCAUUUUAGGGUAUGAGACACUUUGGAUGAUAACAGAUUAAUCUUGGCAAAUAUUCUUGAGUAAUCUGUGGAUGAGUUUCUUGAUAACCGGCUAACCUUUUGUCUACAUAAUGUCCCCAAAAAGUUGACAAGAUUUUCUUUUGGCCAACCAACCAUUCAAAAACCCUUAGAAAAUCAAUUAACUUUCAAAUAUCUGAAAAUAUCUAUAUUUAAAAAGCUGGAACUUGCACAAUUUCAGCAAAACAUAUUUGCAAUCCAUUUCCUGUUGAUAAAUUGACAAUAGUUGUAGCUGUACAUUAAUCUCUACAUUUAGAAGAAAAGAGGAGAGAUAAGAGACUCACCCCCGCUGGAAGAAGCUGUAAAGUGUGUGCCAGUAUUGUUUCUGUGAAGUAUAAAAAAAAAAGUGUAACUGCUGAGCAUUCGUUUGGAAAACGUUUUAAUAAGAAGGUUUGAUAUUAGUUUUUAAAGCUGAAUUUAGCGGCUGUUCUUUCUUUGUGGAAAGUAUUUGAAGACAGUUUGGUGCACUUGAUUGAUUUGCGUUGCUGUCACCGAGAAGCAAGAAUGUAUGUGAUUGAUGUUCGAUGAAAGAAGAGACAGGAGGUUUUAAAAGGGACGGAUGAAGGAUGAUUUUUUUAGCUCGUGCUGAGCUCUUGUACGUAUGGUUCUUGUGUUGAAAUGCCAUGACGGUCAGAUCUGAAUGCUCUGAUCCCUCUAUUACAUGAUGUAUACAGAAACAGUAAUAUACCAUUGAUGAUACUCUUUAUUUAUGUUCACUUUGUUCAGUAUCAGCACUGUGACUAUAUGUGUUUCAUUCAAUUUUACUUCACUUCUUUUUACAUGAUCAAUGUGUCUGGUAAAUAAACAAUAUUGUCUUAUUA